Messenger RNA from Amblyraja radiata (thorny skate), 1539 nucleotides. It is a transcript of the gene chrna9a, whose product is annotated as cholinergic receptor, nicotinic, alpha 9a. The transcript has 6 exons. Lineage: Eukaryota; Metazoa; Chordata; Chondrichthyes; Rajiformes; Rajidae. Bases 1 to 1437 code for a protein of 478 amino acids. Gene Ontology annotation, biological process: monoatomic ion transmembrane transport. The record is from RefSeq and is a predicted model, not a curated record. Gene Ontology annotation, cellular component: postsynaptic membrane. Gene Ontology annotation, molecular function: transmembrane signaling receptor activity; acetylcholine-gated monoatomic cation-selective channel activity.
AUGGGUGCUGUGUCAGCGAAAGGAAGAUAUGCGCAAAUGCUGUUCAAGAAUUUAUUUGAAGAUUAUACCGAUGCACUGAGGCCUGUGGAAGAUACAGAUCUUGCACUAAAUGUCACUCUGAUAGUCACCCUCUCACAAAUUAAAGAUAUGGAUGAAAGGAACCAAAUUCUGACUGCUUACCUGUGGAUUCGACAAAUUUGGUUUGAUGCUUUCCUGAAGUGGGAUCGAGACAAAUAUGACGGACUUGAUGCUAUUCGAAUACCCAGUAGUUCUGUAUGGAGACCUGAUAUUGUUCUGUAUAACAAAGCUGAUGAUGAAUCUUCUGACUCCAUGGAAACAAAUGUGGUCUUAAGAUACGAUGGGCAGAUUAUGUGGGAUUCACCAGCCAUUACCAAGAGCUCGUGUGUCGUUGAUGUGGCGUAUUUCCCAUUUGAUGAUCAGAGAUGCAACCUUACUUUUGGUUCAUGGACCUACAAUGGAAACCAGGUUGACAUCACAAAUGGACUUGAUAGUGGAGACCUGUCUGAUUUUGUGGAGAAUGUCGAAUGGGAAGUACAUGGAAUGCCAGCAACAAAAAAUGUGAUAACAUAUGGAUGUUGUUCAGAUCCAUACCCAGAUGUCACUUACACCUUAAUUCUCAAAAGGAGAUCCUCCUUUUACAUUUUUAACUUGUUGAUCCCAUGUGUAAUGAUCUCGUUCCUAGCCCCAUUAGGAUUUUAUCUACCUGCUGACUCUGGAGAGAAGGUGUCACUUGGUGUGACUGUACUGCUGGCAUUAACUGUGUUUCAGCUGAUGGUUGCAGAAAGCAUGCCUCCAUCUGAAAGUGUUCCACUAAUUGGUAAAUAUUACAUAGCAACAAUGACAAUGAUCACCGCCUCCACUGCACUGACGAUUUUCAUCAUGAACAUUCACCAUUGUGGGCCAGAAGCCAAGCCAGUUCCAAAAUGGGCAAAGGUGAUCAUAUUGCAGUACAUGUCAAAGAUCUUUUUUGUGUACGACAUUGGUGAAACCUGCACCAUGCCGCGAAAAAAAGAGGAAAAGAACCGUAAACUGCAGACAGAUAAUUCCAAAGCAAAUGUAAAAUAUAGAAAAGAGAAAGAAUUAACAAUAAAGGAUCGGCAUUCUAAACAUCACCAAUUGCAUCAGUGUCCUGUGUGCAACCACAAAGAAAGCGAUGGACAUUUUGAAGGAAGCAUAGGCAAUAGUUGUGCAAGUGAAGAGGAUCUUAAUGUGCCUUCGUGUACUUGUUACUUACUCCGAGGCAGGGCGGCAAGAAACAUUGAAUUUAUAGCUGAUUGUUUCAGAGAGCAAAAAGCAACCAAUGCAAAAUCUGCUGAGUGGAAGAAAGUGGCUAAAAUAAUGGAUCGUUUCUUCAUGUGGAUAUUCUUUGUUAUGGUGUUCUUUAUGAGCAUUUUAAUUGUAGGAAAGGCAUCAUGACUUCAUUUUGGCAUGCAUUAUAUAAUUUGUCUUUGUUUGGUAUAUUAUAAUUCCAGCAGUAUUGUAGUUUUGUGUGUGGGUGCUAGUGAAAUUUGGAAAUGG